Molecule: messenger RNA, 1565 nt
Organism: Lingula anatina
Lineage: Eukaryota; Metazoa; Brachiopoda; Lingulata; Lingulida; Lingulidae
Product: coiled-coil domain-containing protein 112
Source: RefSeq, a predicted model, not a curated record
AAUUAAUACAAACAAUAUAUAUCUAUUGUUUUUAUGAUGAAAUUGUGUCUAGAAUAAUAUUCGACCCCCUUAGAUUCCAUUUACCGCGAAGUUGUUUGAAAAUGGCUGCUUCCACAGGGGCAGAAGUUCGAAAUGGCCUUGACAGUGAUCGAUCCCCACAUUCUUCACGCGGGAAAGGUGACCAUAGCAAGAAGAUGGAAUUGAUAAAAGAAAUACUUCAGCUUAAUACAAAAAUAAAAAAUAUGGAAAGAGAAAAGUCUACACAUCUGUACAGCAAAAGAAGUGACUUUAGAAAAGACUUCAGCAACCUAGAAGAUGCGGAUAUGAAGUUCACUAAUGAACACGCCAGUGAGAAAGUGAAAUUGAAGCAACAGCUAAAUAAGAUAAGAAGCAUGGUGAAGAAAUUUCACCAUGAGCUGCAAGAUGUAAAACCAACACCAGAAUUUGUAGAAAAAUUGAAAAUAAUAAUGGAGGACAUAGAGAAAACAAUCAGUGCAUUUAAAGAAGAACAAAGAAUACACUAUGAGGAGCUCAUGCGUGAGGAGAAAGCUACUACUCAAGAAAUUCAAGCUUUGGAGAAAAGAUUUGAGGCCUGGUCCCAAGCUGGACCUGUUAAUCUGGACACACCAAGAUCUGCACGACCCAAACCCCUAGCCAGUGCCAGGGAUGUUACCAAAGAUUUGCCUCCUGAAGUGGCAGCUUUUGAAAGAUUUCUGCAGCAAACAGGAGGUCACAGGGGAGGCUGGGAUGAAUAUGAUCACCAGACAUUCAUGAAGUUUAGAAAUAAGCACAAGGGUAAGCCUCUUUUUAUUCGUGAACUUUACCCAGCACUACCAACAAAGACAGAGCAGCAAGUGAGAGAACAUGAAAACUGGUAUCAAGAAUAUUCUUCAUUAAAUGAAAAGAAGAAAGAUGCUAUUCAGUCAUGGAGAAUCAAGAAGGAACAUGAGAAAAAGGAAGUACUGGCACAGGCUGAGGAAGAGAGUGAGAGUGAAGAAGAUGAAAGGAUGUUAAAACUUCAAGAAAAAAUAGAGAAAGAGAAAGAAGAUAGAUUUAAAAAGCUUAAUGCCUGGAAGGUUCAAAAGGAGUUGGAAAGGGUACAAGAAGAGGAAAGAAAACUAAGAGAAGAUCUUUCAAAAAAAGCUGAGGAGGAUAGAGAAAAGGAACGUCAGGAAAAAUUACGAGCAAUGGUGCAGGAGUAUAAGCAACAAAAGAAUGAAGUGGAUGAUUUUUUGAAACUGGAAGAGAUGGCUGAAAGAGAAGCAGAGGCAGAAGCUAAGAGAAAACAAUUAGCAAAGGAAUUACCAAGAUUGAAACAGAGAAAUCAAAAAUUUCUCGAAGAAAAAUUGGCAAGGGAGAAGGCAAAAGAAGAGGCUGAUAAAAAGAAGAAGGAAAGACUGGAAAGAAUAAAAAGCCAAGUCAAAGUAGAUGUAAAGCGUGAUCCCUCUCGGUUACUUAAACCCACCGCAGGCUGGAUGGAGAGGGAGAAAAACAAGGGGCCUAAUGGGGGCGGACAGGUGCUUAGUAUGCAACACAGGUACAGUCUCAUUAUGUUUUUCACAUAA